Messenger RNA from Plectropomus leopardus (leopard coralgrouper), 4190 nucleotides. Its product is annotated as TRPM8 channel-associated factor homolog. Lineage: Eukaryota; Metazoa; Chordata; Actinopteri; Perciformes; Serranidae. Gene Ontology annotation, cellular component: plasma membrane. Gene Ontology annotation, molecular function: transmembrane transporter binding. Gene Ontology annotation, biological process: positive regulation of protein targeting to membrane. The record is from RefSeq and is a predicted model, not a curated record.
ACCAGACAGGUAUCUGGAAAACAGCUGCACCUCGAUCUAAUUAUUUGAGAAGAUUAACUUUCAAGACAGCCUAACUGACACAACACAUCUCAACUCGUGGUACAACUGCUUACCCUCACGCAUUAAAGCUACUAACAUCUUUUCCACCUUCUCCAUCCAAUCGAUCCUUCUCAUCAUGUCCACUAAACCCAUCCAGUCCUAUCAUGAAGGGGCCUACAAGUCCCUCAUGAAAGGUUUGAAAGAGCUGGACUUCCGGAGCUCCAGUGUUCCCUGUGACCUGGUGCUAACUGGAGACCAAGCCUUUCCAUUAGCAAUAAAUAGCGAAGGCCAGGUCCUGGUGGCAGCCUCCCAGUACGGCCAUGGGAGGAUUGUGGUCCUGGCUCAUGAGACCUACCUGACCACCUUUCCUGCUCUGGUAGAGAACGCUCUGAUCUGGCUGAGAGGAGAUGGAUCUGACAACCUGUCUGUGGGGGUCCAAGAAUACGUCAAGGCAGUCGCUGAUAACCUCAGCAAAUCCAGCUUCCAAGCCAAAGUUGUGGGGGCCUUCAGUGACAAACUGGGGGUUGGUGUGUAUGUGACGGACGCCUACAGCGCGGGUGCAAAGAUGAAGGAGCUGGUGGCGUUUCUGAAAGCUGGAGGAGGAGUGCUGAUAGGGGGGCAGGCAUGGCACUGGGCUACACAAAACCCUAAAGCAAAUGCAUUUCUGCAAUUUCCAGGGAACAAAGUGUCUGGAGUUGCAGGAAUUUACUUUUCUACAGCUUAUGGGGGGAAAGAGGUCCUGCCUGUCCAGCCUCAGAUCCCAUCCUCACUGAAGACUUUACGUGCUGGUAAAGAUUUCGAGGAUGACCUGAAGGUCUUACACCAGGGGAUUUCAGAGUUUGACCUUGGGGGUGAUAUGGCUUUGUCGAAGGCUCUGGUCCAUGGUCCACUGGCCUUCCCCAUUGGUACCACUAAGGAUGGACAGACGUUCCUAGCAGGAAGCUACUAUGGAAAGGGACGAGUCAUUGUGAUCACACAUGAAAAACUUCUGACAGUCAAGACGCUGACUUCCUUUUGGACCAAUGCCAUUGAUUGGUUGGACCAAGGCCGGAAGGGAGUUGUUGGUGUUGUGCCAGGCCUCAAACUUGCCAACAAGUCAGGGUUAAAGUUUGAGGAGACGAAGCUGAAGAAAGACCUGAGUGUAUUUGUUUGUACAGCAUGGAGCGAUGAUCAUGCAGAGGAAAUCCAAGACUUUGUAGCAGAGGGAGGAGGCCUUCUCAUUGGUGGGCAUGUGUGGUACUGGGCAUUGACACAUUUUGGGGGAAACCCAAUGACAGAAACCACAGGGAACAAGAUCCUUAACAGAAUGGGCUUGAGCCUGUCACCAGAAAUAAUUGGAGAAGGGUCCUACAAGACUCCAGUGCCUAGCCAGGCCAUGAAGGACACAAUCCACUUCCGCCACCUUCUGCGGCGUUUUGCUGGUCAUGUUAUCAAGGGGGACAAACUCACCGAGCAUGAGGAGAAAAACCUUAAACAACUGGGCAUGGAGUGUACAUACUUUUUGAAGAUGGAGGCUCUUGACAGCUACUCCUACAUAUAUGUGCUGUCCGUCCUCACUGACAUAUUGAAGUUUGGCAUGCCACAGGUGAGUGAGAAGAACCCUGUGAAAACUCCCAAAGACCACCUGCUCCUCAGAGCGGGACCAGAGGUGUAUAAAGUGUCCCCAGAUCGUGACGCUCUCCUGCCGUACCUCAUCAAGGAUCUCCCUUCAUUGCCUUUGAUCAAUAAUCAAAGGAUCAGGAUCAAUGUCAACACAGCAGGGGAGGAGUGGAUCAGUACAGGUCUGUACCUCUCUCCUGGUAUGAAGACCGAGAUCAUCAUCCCAGCAGAGAUCGUCAACAAGGAUUGGAAGAUCCAGAUCGGUUGUCAGUCAGACACACUGAAUCAUGACGAGCUGAAGAGAGCACCACAUGUUGUUGAGCGAUUUCCGGUUACCAUGAAGAAGAUGCAGGUGUGGAACAUGUGGGGAGGACUCAUCUACCUGGUGGCUCCACCCAACACAAAGGUGGAGGGGGCAGAGGUCAUAGUGCAACAAGCGAUAUCUGCUCCUUAUUACAAGUCUGGCGUGUCAACAUCAGCGGAUUGGUCAUCCCUGGGCAAAGCUCCUGCACCCUGGGCAGAGAUGGAGUUUGACAACAUCAUCCUCACUGUACCAUCUGAUUUUAUUCGAGACCUGGAAAAACCUGAAGAGGUGGAGGCACUUUGGAAUGAGAUCAUGAAGGGUGUCGCUGACCUGGCUGUCAUACCGCAGAAACUUCCCCGAAAAGAGCGUAUUGUUGCAGAUGUGCAGAUUUCUGCUGGUGGUCUGCAUGCAGGCUAUCCUGUCAUGAUGCACACAUAUGAUGCAGGUGAGCUGUUCAGAGUAAAUGAUGCCAAGACCAAAGGCCUUUGGGGAGAAAUUCAUGAACUGGGACACAACCAACAGAGAUCUGCCUGGGAGUUCGGAGGCCACACUGGGGAGGCCACAUGCAACCUGUGGUCUGUAUAUGUGCACGAAGAGGUGCUGGGGCUCAACAGAGCAAAGGCUCAUGGAGCUUUGAGUCCAACAGAACGCAAGAGUACUAUAGACAAGUAUGUUAAAGGGGGCAGGAAACUCAGCGACUGGAACGUUUGGACGGCCCUGGAGACAUACCUGCAGCUCCAGGAAAAGUUUGGCUGGGAUGCUAUAAAGAAGGUGUUUGCUGUCUACCACAAGAUGACCAGCUACCCCAGUGACAACAAGGAAAAGAUGAACCUGUACGCUGUGACCUUCUCCGAGGCUGUCGGCAUGAACCUGUCUGGGUUCUUCAAAGCCUGGAGCUGGCCCAUCGGACGAGACACUGAAGAGAAACUCUUCAGCCUGCCUCCCUGGAGUGACCACCCCAUGGUCAAAUAUGAGUAAAUUUCAUCCUGUAGCUGAUAGAAGAGAGAUGGGUGUUGGUUUAUCACUGGGAUGUAAUCAUAAUACAGUUUUGAAAUCCAGAUUAUUUUGAUGCUUUAAUGAUGUUUGUAAAAUUUGGCAACAAUCAGCAUUAUUGUCCAGCAAAACUGCAAACCUUGAACAAAUUUAACAAGAAUGCACUGACAAAAUGCCACUUGUUAAGGCCAGACCGGACACUAGUUCUCUUCAGAGCAUAGCAAAACAUAAUCUGUGAAGUGUUGACAGUGAAGUAACACUGGGGUUAGUGGGGUCUACACUCUACUAAUUUAAGUUAAUAUUUGAGGUGAGUUUCCAGAUGUCUGCUAAACUGUCUAGCCACAACAUAAUGUGUAACAAAAAAUGAAAAUUCAAAGUGCUUAACAGGAUAAUUCAAUUAAAAACAUAUUAGGGAUAGAAAUUUACAAUAAAAGAGUAAAGAGAAAAGAUAUGAAAGGUAAACUUGAUUAAUUAAUGAAAAUUAGGUUAAAAAGGUUUAAGUAAAGUCAUAAAAUAUGACAUAAAAAUAUAUAGUGGUUGUUCAUUUCAUGUGCGGUUCCCUAAAAUGCCACUCAGUCUUCAAAUUUUUAAAACCUCUGAACCUUUUUUUUAACAUGUCAAGAUGCUAAGUUAAGCUUAAGUUUUUUUUAGCAACCAUAAAAAUGUACAGCAAUUCAUAACUAAAAAGCAUAUUCCAAUUAGAAAGUAAAUCUUGAGUCUUCUUUCAGGGUCAUAAUAACUAAUACUCAUUCAGAUAUUUAGGUGUUUUCCUUUUUGGAUCAGUCAGUUCUGCCUUUCAUAAUUUACACUGCAGACUUCUACCUUAAUUCUUGUAAUAGGUUCUUGGAGGGUGUUUUAUACUGUAACCUUGAAGGUGUGUUUCAUCUUUUUCACAAGAAAAGUCAUUCAUUCAUUCCCUCGUUCAUUCAUUUAUUCAUUUAUUCAUUAGUUUGUAUAGUAUGUGACAGCACAUGGCAGUUGAUUCAGGCUGUAUUUGUAAGACAGACACACUGUGUUUUUCAGUUGUGUAUUUUGCCAUUUGAUUUUACUGUCAAUGAAAGAGACAAGUAUACAGUCGUAGUAUCCCUCUGUUAUUUGUGGUUGAAUGAGAAUAAUAAUAAGAGGUUUAUUACUCUGCCGAAAACAGUGUAAAACACAAUUUGAUGUUACUUUAUCACCACACUUGUAUCAAUAACAAAUAUCUUUUGUGGUUUUACAAUUGUUAUGUAACAUUAAAGGUCAGUGGCCCCUAAAA